AAUGUUCAGCUUCUUUUGUGUCUCCUUGUGUAACCAGAUCACAGACACACAGAACUCCAUCUUCAGUGCUCAGCUGUGUGAAGAGUGAUAAGUCCAUGGAUCAACCAACCAAAUUCAGCAAUGAACCAACACCAUCAGGUCAAAUAUCACAGACACACAGACCUCCAUCUUCAGUGCUCAGCUGUGUGUCCAUGAAGAGUGAUAAGUCCAUGAAUUAUCCUCCCAAAUUCAGCAAUGAACCAACACCAUCAGGUCAAACGGUAAGUGCUGAUCUGACCCAGGAUCAGUCCAGGUGUAGAGUGUGUGAGCAGGUAUUGAGGGACCCAGUCAUCACCACCUGUGGACACAGUUUCUGCAGGCAGUGCAUCAGCAGCUACUGGGACCAGCCUGAUCUACCAGGAGACCAAGCCUGUCCCCAGUGUGGAAAGAGAUACAAGUCCCACUCACUUCAGUGUAAUGUCAGUGGAGGCAAGUGA
This is a messenger RNA of Sardina pilchardus (European sardine), 476 nucleotides long. RefSeq names its product E3 ubiquitin-protein ligase TRIM58-like. The transcript is spliced from 3 exons. NCBI's taxonomy places the organism in Eukaryota, Metazoa, Chordata, Actinopteri, Clupeiformes, Clupeidae. The record is from RefSeq and is a predicted model, not a curated record. Bases 96 to 476 code for a protein of 126 amino acids.